UUUUGUGCGGCCGGCAGUUAAGUACUAUAAUAUUUUGGGUGUAGUCAUUUUUCCCUCUUGUGAAUUUUUAAAAUUUCAAAUAAAUAAAAUAUUUACCCAACCAAAUACCUUUGUUUUUUUUCAAUUAAUCAAAAACUCAAAGUGCAAACAAAAACUUUGUGUUUACGAAAAAAAAAAAUAACACAAAAUUCUCAGUCUCUAUAAAAAUUGCCGCGUGUGUGUGGAGGAUAUGAACUAAAAAAAAACCCAACACUCAAAUAAAUUAACAACAAAUUUCCAAAAAAAAAUAAAUAAAAAAAUGUUUAGGGAAAAAUCCAGCUCCGAAACGAAUGUCAACUGCCAAAAAUCGUGUGUGAAAUGCGACAGGACCGGCAUGCCUUCCUCAGACACACGUAACACAGAAACAUCGAAUAGAAUACGGCCAUUUGAAGAACGCUUGAAAAACUCAAGAACACUUUUUGAUCUUUCGCGGACAAAAGUUGAAAUUCUGCAAAAAAGAACAAAAACAAAACGUGUGAAAACAUUUGAGAAACCCUCAGAUAAUUCAUGGAUAACAAGUGGCCAUAUUGGUUCACGUGAUGCGGUUUUAGUCUUUCGCACCAGCAUAUUAAACUCAAAAAACGAUGAAUACGUUUCCCCCAACAUUUCCGAUGACCAAAAUGUCUCUACCAGCAAUACUAGUCUCGAUAAUUGCAGUAGUGAUAGCUCAUCAUCGCUUAAUAUUACUGCAAAAUCCACAUCAUCCCUGGAUACCUCCUUAGUUAAUACAUCAAGUAGUAAAGCCAAAGUAUUGCUAUCACUGCCAAAAAAUGUCAAGACUAUUAGCAAUAGUUCUAGUAAUAGUCUAGCAAAUAGAAAACAACCCUUGGGUGCCCGUCAAAAAGAGAUUCUCAAAUCAUCAUCGCCAAAAAAACGUCUACAUGAUUCGCUAUCCUCCAGUGAGACUUCAAUAUCAAGUGAAUGCGAUGAUCCGCUUGAAGUUGAAGAAGACAUACGUCUAUCUCGAUUGGCAACCAUAAAUAGUCGACCGACAAUCUUUGUGCAUAAUGAAGACGCGGAUGGUUCCAAUGCAUUGCAAAAAAGUGACUCCUUCGAUAAUAAAGAGAAUGAACAUGAUGAGGAUCAACCCGAAUCGGGAGAUCUUCCCGCAGUUAAGUUAAACAUUACCUACAAGUUUAUGAAUACCGAAACGAAACUUCUGAAGAAGAUCUUUGUUCGACAUGGUCUUACCGAAGCAGAUGGUGAACAGAAUUUUAAUAUUCUAUGGACUGGUGUCCAUAUGAAGCCAGACAUCCUAAGGAAUUUAACACCUUAUCAGCGAGUCAAUCAUUUUCCAAGGUCUUAUGAGUUAACGCGAAAGGAUCGAUUAUACAAGAACAUUGAGAAAAUGCAACAUUUGCGAGGCUUCAAGCACUUUGAUAUUGUGCCACAAUCAUUUGUACUGCCAAUAGAGUACAGAGAUUUGGUAUCAGCUCAUAACAAGUAUCGAGGGCCAUGGAUUGUUAAGCCGGCAGCUUCAAGUAGAGGUCGUGGGAUUUUCAUUGUAAAUUCGCCCGAUCAAAUCUGUGCCGAUGAGCAAGUACUUGUGUCCAAGUAUGUUGCAGAUCCACUCUGCAUUGAUGGUCAUAAAUGUGAUUUACGAGUUUAUGUUCUGGUCACCUCAUUUGAUCCUCUCCUAAUCUAUGUCUAUGAAGAAGGUCUUGUCCGUUUGGCCACUGUCAAAUACGAUCGAAAUGCAGAGAAUCUCUGGAAUCCAUGUAUGCAUCUUUGCAAUUACAGCAUUAACAAGUAUCAUUCGGAUUAUAUUAAAUCAAGUGAUGCUCAAGAUGAAGAUGUUGGUCAUAAAUGGACCUUAUCUGCCUUAUUGCGUCAUUUAAAAAGUCAAGGUUGUGAUACCCGUCAGCUGAUGUCGAAUAUCGAAGAUCUGAUUAUCAAGUCAAUCUUUGCUACAGCUCAGUCGAUUAUAUCAGCAUGUCGGAUGUUUGUACCAAAUGGCAAUAAUUGCUUUGAAUUGUAUGGCUUCGAUAUCUUAAUAGAUGAUACCUUAAAGCCGUGGCUGCUAGAAAUCAACCUAUCACCCUCGAUGGGUGUGGAUAGUCCAAUUGAUACAAAAGUCAAAGCUGCUCUUAUAACCGAUUUGCUGACUCUGGUUGGUAUUCCGGCUUAUAGUCAGUUGAUGCGAGCUCAUUAUGAUAGCACAUGGUCUCGUUUUCGCAAUGUCAGCUAUGGACGACGUACAAAUUCAGCUGAUCAUCUGGGAGUUGGUAAGAAGAGUGGUUCCGUCCAGCACAAAGUUCCAUUAACAGCCGAAGAGCAGCGAAUAAUUCGCAAUGUCCGUCUUCAAAAUGCCCGUCGAGGUGGAUUUGUUCGAAUUUUCCCUACAGAAGAUAGUAUGCAAAGGUAUUCGGCGUUUCUGGAUCCAGCAUCUGGAAUUCCAAUAUCGACAACUUUUACUCAGGGUCAGGGAAUGUACUCGAUGAUUAUGCCACACAAUUUCAAUCAAAUGCUCUUUGACCAUUUGUAUGGCAGGGAAUCAAAAGGAACAGGCUGUAACGAGGAGAAUAGCUACGAUGAGCGUAUGAAUCAGUAUGAACGUGUUUUGGAGACUGCUACUCCAAUAUCAUUCGGUCGAAAGAAGACCGAACCAAAGUGCAUUGAGGAGGGAAGGCGUUUACGGAAACAAAUUCGAAAACUCAUUGAAAAUGGCUCAGAAUUUACCCAGCUGCAAGCUAGGCAAACUUUUGGACUUUAUUUGGAAUCAAUUUUGAGACGAUUAACCCAAGAACCCCGCGACUAUCAUGAGAAAUUGAUUCUUAAAUUCAUCAGUCGUGUAAAUGGUGGCAUUAAGGCGCCAGUUUUCUUCAAAAAUCCCUUCAACUAUCGAGUCAUGAGCAAAGAUCGCUCUGCAAUGGUGGCCAAACUCUUGGGUGACUAUCUCGAAGGAUACAAUCGCGAUACAGAAACUUACAUUGAUUCAUUUGAUAACUAUGGCAAAAUUCCAAUUGCACUAUUCAAUGAUUUUACUACUCACGCUCAGGAGGCUGAUUUGGAGUCGGUGCUAACACUGCACACAAAUCUUACACAAACCAUGCCAUUUCUCUAUAAUCGUUGCGGACCAUCGGUGCCAGCAACUCCACCAAUUCCAACAGGUGCACAUGGUUUUCUUAAAGCCCUACCUUCAAUGAUUGCUGGAGGUUCGAAAGAAAUGAAUCGAAUUGAUAUCUAUUACAAGAAUCCAUCAGCAUUGCCAUCACCCACACAGGAGUCAACAAAUUCGAAGGCGGCGACAACGAAUGACAAGCGGCCGAAUGUAAGUGUUUCGAAAAAAGUUACACCAUUGAGGAGAUAGUUUUGUAAACAUCCGGUUAACAAUGGGUAAACUGAAAAAAUAAAAAUUAUUCUAUUUUGUUUAUUUAUACAAAAACAAUUUA
Molecule: messenger RNA, 3431 nt
Organism: Episyrphus balteatus (marmalade hoverfly)
Lineage: Eukaryota; Metazoa; Arthropoda; Insecta; Diptera; Syrphidae
Gene: TTLL5
Product: tubulin polyglutamylase ttll-4
Exons: 7
Coding region: 299-3349 (1016 amino acids)
Biological process (GO): microtubule cytoskeleton organization; protein polyglutamylation
Cellular component (GO): cilium
Molecular function (GO): tubulin-glutamic acid ligase activity; tubulin binding
Source: RefSeq, a predicted model, not a curated record